ACAGCCUGUAGUGAGUCGAGGCGCCCCACCGCAGUGACCGCGUCGUAGGUAUCCAACACGCGUCGUCGGAGCUUCCAGGUCGUAGGAAACAUCCAACACGGAGACGGCAUCUUCUCCAAAUUCGACGCCAAAUUUCCGAGACUCGCCGCCGGGGUACUGACAUGUUUCUUUGAAGCCAGUAAGGCAAGAAUUAAUGAGAGAACACCUCUUCUAAGCCUCGCCACGAUGCCCGCUCCAGGCGACCAGCACAAUAGCUCUGCUAAUUGCUUUGAGCCGCCUCCGCAACGGGUCUCCGAGUGGACUGCCCAAGAGAUCGCCACGCUCCAGAGCCGGCUUGACAAGCAGCUCGGGCCCGAAUACAUUUCGACGCGCCCAGGACCGUCGGGCCAAAAACUGCACUACAUAACCGCAGAGAAACUCAUACAGCUCGCAAACGAGGUCUUUGGCUUCAACGGGUGGUCAUCGGCCAUUCGGGAUAUUAAGAUCGACUACUUCGAUAAAGAUGAGCGGGCGGGCAAGUACGAAAUCGGGGUGACCGUCAUUGUGCGUGUCACACUCCGCGACGGCACGUACCAUGAGGAUCUUGGGUUUGGACACACCGAGAACAUCAGAAACAAGUACCAGGCCUUCGAAAAAGCCAAGAAGGCGGGUACCACGGACGCAUUGAAGAGGACACUGCGUCAGUUCGGCAGCUUGCUGGGCAACUGCAUCUAUGAUAAGGCGUACCUAUCCAAGGUCACCAAAUUGAAGCCGGUGCCCGUCAGGUUUGAUGAGAAUGCUCUACACCGACAUCCGGAUUAUGUGGCCAAGAAGGAGCCCGCGGCAGCCGGGGCAAUCAAGGAGGAGAUGCCGGCCCCGCCGAUGCGGCCGCCACCACUUCCCCAGGUUGAGAUUCUGGAGGCCUUUGAGGAUUUCUUGGUGGACCUGGACGAGGCAGACUUCAACGAGGGUGACCCAGACGAUUUUGAUGCACCCGACUGGACUGACGCGGAGCUAAGCAACUUGCAUGUUCCUGACAACGACAGUAACGAAGUAGGGAAUGCUGGGAACAAUGUUAAGUACCCAGCAGCCAAGCAGUUAGCAAGCACAGGUUCGACGGGCAACCGUGGUCCUCCCAACGGCCGGCCUCCUCAGCAGUUCAACCAGGCUCGGCCCGCACCCCAGCGGAACAACGCCGCCAACCAGAACCAGAACCAGAACCAGAACCAAAUUCAGAACCAGAAUCAGAACCAAAAACCACAGAUUCACAUGACGCCUCCCCAAAGCAGCAACAGCAACAGCAACAAUAACAACAACAACAACAACAACAACGCCGGACCUCCACCCGGCGACGAACCCGUCGGCUUCUUCUCAGCCCGCGCAGUUAAGGGCCUGCCGGAGGAGACACUGGCAACGGGAAAGUUGACCCCAAAGCCGGGUCAGGCCUUCAAUCCGCGCCUCGAAAGCCCUUCGAUUCCCAGGACGCCAGGCAUCGAUCACUCAACCACCAAGCCGUUGAGUAAAAGCGGUCAGCACGUACCCGGAAGAAAGUCUGACGAGACGGAGGCGUUCUCGAACAAUUCGCUUGCUGCUAAUACGGCUGCCCCCGGGGGGGGCGGGACCGGGAACGCCGCUGGACCCGGCCGUCCCGGCCUCGGUGCCGGUCCCGCUGCUGGACCAAAGAUAGCCAACGUGGUCAAUCCGCAACUUGAUCAGACGCGGAGGAUCGGCGCGCCCAUUUCGUCCAGCCCGCUGGGGAAUCGCGGUCAAUUCCGGCCGUUGACCGUCAAGAGGCCUGCUGCGGGGGCAGAUACGGCGAACGGGGCCGGCGCUGGGGUUGCAAACGGGAAUGGCGGCACCACAACUACUGCAGGAAGGGUGCCGUUAGCGGAUGUGCCGAGUAAUCGUGCCCUCGGGGCCGCCGGGGGGAAUGGAGGCGGUGGGGGGCCUGGCAUCGGACCGGAGGCGAAGAGGCAGCGAGUUUCUUGAUCUAAGGG
Thermothelomyces thermophilus ATCC 42464 is the source of this 1976-nucleotide messenger RNA. RefSeq lists its product as uncharacterized. Gene Ontology annotation, cellular component: nucleus. The record is from RefSeq and is a predicted model, not a curated record. The coding region runs from base 226 to 1968 and encodes 580 amino acids. NCBI's taxonomy places the organism in Eukaryota, Fungi, Ascomycota, Sordariomycetes, Sordariales, Chaetomiaceae. Gene Ontology annotation, biological process: mitotic recombination; double-strand break repair via homologous recombination; double-strand break repair via single-strand annealing. The transcript is spliced from 4 exons.